Candoia aspera is the source of this 5507-nucleotide messenger RNA. It is a transcript of the gene ESYT1, whose product is annotated as extended synaptotagmin 1. The coding region runs from base 94 to 3429 and encodes 1111 amino acids. Lineage: Eukaryota; Metazoa; Chordata; Lepidosauria; Squamata; Candoiidae. Gene Ontology annotation, molecular function: calcium-dependent phospholipid binding; phosphatidylcholine binding; phosphatidylinositol binding. The record is from RefSeq and is a predicted model, not a curated record. The transcript is spliced from 32 exons. Gene Ontology annotation, biological process: lipid transport. Gene Ontology annotation, cellular component: extrinsic component of cytoplasmic side of plasma membrane; endoplasmic reticulum membrane.
AGGACUGCAACAGCCGCGGGACCUUAGGGGUGGCUGAGUUAUCCGCAGUGUCGGGCCGGUUCUUCUCGUGCUCCGUUCGGUCCUGGAAGCACCAUGGAGCGGGGCCCGGAGCAAGAGGCUGAGGCGCCAGAUCCGGUCCCGGCGGUCUCCUCCAGCUCGGGGUCGCGGUUGCCGGGAGGCUUCGGUUCCGCAGAAGCCUUGGUGGCGCUGGGCGCGAUCGGACGGCGGUUGCUGUGGCUGCUCCCCGUGUAUCUGGCCGGCCGGGCGGGGCUCAGCGUGGGCUUCGUGGUAGCCGGCGUGGCCCUUUACAUGGGCUGGCGGAGCCGGCGGCAGGGCAAGGAGCGAUCGUUGCAGGCGGCUGAAUUGCUCCUGGGCGAUGAAGAGGUGACAAUGAAGAGCGCCACGGGUCUGGGCCGAAGCCUCGGUCAGAGCGAGCUGCCCGCCUGGGUCAGUUUUCCAGACGUUGAGAAAGCCGAAUGGCUCAAUAAGAUUCUGGCCCAAGCUUGGCCCUUCUUUGGUCAGUACAUGGAGAAGCUCCUGGUGGAAAAUAUUGCCCCAAGUAUACGGGCUUCUAACACCCACUUGCAGACCUUCACCUUCAGCAAGAUUGACAUGGGAGAAAAGCCCCUCAAAAUCAUUGGAGUCAAAGUUCACACAGGCUUGAACAAGAAGCAAAUCUUGCUGGACUUAAACAUUAGCUAUGUGGGCGAUGUCCAGAUUGACGUGGAAGUGAAGAAAUUUUUCUGCAAGGCUGGAGUGAAAGGCAUGCAGCUACAUGGCAUGCUGCGAGUCAUUCUGGAGCCCCUCAUUGGCGAUGUCCCAAUCGUAGCAGCACUUACCAUGUUCUUCAUUCGCCGCCCAACUCUGGAUAUUAAUUGGACUGGAAUGACCAAUCUGUUGGACAUCCCUGGACUGAGCUCGCUGUCGGACACAAUGAUCAUGGACUCCAUUGCCUCUUUCUUGGUUCUCCCCAACCGCUUGCUCAUCCCAUUGGUUCCUAAUCUCCAUGAAGCAGCUCAGCUCCGUUCCCCAAUUCCCAGAGGCGUUGUCCGUGUGUAUCUAAUGGAGGCUAAGAAUCUGCAGUCCAAGGAUAAGUACAUCAAAGGCAUGAUUGAGGGCAAGUCAGACCCAUAUGCCAUUGUGCGUGUGGGAACCCAGGUCUUCACCAGCAAAGUCAUUGAUGAAGACCUCAAUCCCAAGUGGAAUGAGAUGUAUGAGUUUAUUGUACAUGAGGUACCAGGGCAGGAACUGGAGGUGGAACUGUUUGACAAAGACCCUGAUCAGGAUGACUUCUUGGGCAGGAUGAAGCUGGACUUUGGGGAGGUGUUCAGGGCUCGUGUGUUAGAGGAGUGGUUCCCAUUACAAGAUGGAGGCCAGUCUCGCGUGCUUUUACGUCUGGAGUGGCACACGCUCAUGUCAGACGGUUCCAAGUUGGAUCAGGUUCUUCAGUGGAACAAAACCAUCUCCUCAAAGCCAGAUCCUCCGUCAGCAGCCAUCUUGGUUGUGUAUUUAGACAGAGCACAAGAAUUACCACUGAAGAAAUCUACUAGGGAGCCCAAUCCUGUGGUCCAGCUAUCCAUUCAAGAUGUCACUCGGGAGAGCCGGGUUGUCUAUAACACUGUCUCCCCUGUCUGGGAUGAUGCUUUCCGCUUUUUCCUGCAAGAUCCAACUGUCGAGGACAUUGACAUACAGGUCAACGAUGACAAUCGCCAGACCACUCUGGGCUCCCUCACAAUCCACUUGUCCCGCCUUUUAACUGCUGAUAAUCUGACCCUGGACCAGUGGUUCCAGCUGGAGAACUCUGGACCCAACAGCCGCAUCUACAUGAAACUCAUUAUGCGGGUAUUAUAUCUGGAUGCCCCUGAAGUCUGCUUCAAUACCCGACCAUGUCCACCAGGACAUCUGAAUGUCACAGAGAAUCCCCAUCUUGGUAGCAGCGUCGAUAUGCCUUCUCGGCCCACCAAGGCCAGCCCAGAUGCUGCUUUUGGCACUGAGAGUGUAAUUCGCAUUCACUUGCUGGAAGCGGAGAACCUAAUCGCCAAGGAUAAUUUCAUGGGCGGGAUGAUUAAGGGCAAGUCAGACCCUUAUGUCAAAGUGCGCUUGGGAGGCCAGAAGUUUCGCAGCCGAGUCAUCAAGGAAGACCUCAACCCUCGCUGGAGCGAGAUCUAUGAGGUCAUUGUGAGCAACAUCCCAGGACAGGAGGUAGAGUUCGACUUGUACGAUAAAGAUGUUGACAGAGAUGAUUUCCUGGGGAGGUGCAAGAUCCCUCUGAAGCGUGUGCUAAGCAGCAAGUUUGUGGAUGAGUGGCUACCCCUGGAAGACGUGAAAUCAGGACGUCUCCAUGUGAAACUGGAGUGCCUGCCCCCUCUACCCACCGCUGCUGAGCUGGAGCAGGUUCUGAGAGUGAACAGCUUAAUCCAGACCCCAAAGAGUGAAGAACUGUCAUCUGCCCUCCUCUCUGUCUUCCUUGACAGGGCAACUGAGUUGCCACUGCGGAAGGGAUCGAAACCCCCAAGUCCAUACGUCAGUCUCUCUGUCCGUGGCGUCGCCUAUAAGACAAAGGUCUCCCCUCAGACAGCAGAACCUGUGUGGGAUGAAGGGUUCUCCUUCCUUAUCAAGAGGCCCCAUGCGGAAUCUUUAGAGUUGCAGGUCAAGGAUGAUGGGCACAUCCUGGGCAUGCUGUCACUCCCACUGUCACAACUGCUGGCCGCAGAGGGGCUCGUCCUCGACCGCUGGUUCCAGCUCAGUAACUCUGGUCCCGCUAGCCAGGUCUUGAUGCGAGUGCAGCUUGGGCUUCUGAUUUCUCAGCACUCUGGGGUGGAGGCUUUCCAUGCUGCAGCAGGGGAUGAAAAUGAGGAGAACUCCCAGAAGGGGUCAGAGACUGAGCUGUACAUCAGAGAGGAUGGAGACUCUGGCUCCCCGCAAGAGCUGCGCCAGCGGAUCCCCCAUGCCAACAGAUCGGUUGAGUGGAGCUUUUUACCAGAAAGGGAGAGACAACGCUUGCUGUUUAUUAAUCUGGAGCUGCCAGAUGCAUCCCUGGGACAACUGCACCUCACUGUCUGGUACAACAUGGAUGCAAGGAAACUGAUUGUGAUCAUACAUGCCUGCAGAAACCUCAAGUCAAAUGCCAGGGAUGCUCCUGACCCCUACGUCUCUUUGAUCCUGCUGCCUGACAAAUCUCGUGUCACUAAGAGAAAGACUGCUGUGCGGAAGAAGACUGCGAACCCUGAGUUCAAUGAGAAGUUUGAGUGGGAUCUCACUUUGGAAGAAGCCCAGCGGAGGAAGCUGGAGGCCUAUGUUAAAAACAGUGUCUCUUUUAUGUCCCGAGGAGAGCCAAUUGGAAAGGUACACAUUGACCUCUCCCAAAAGGACCUCACCCAAGGUGCUGGCCAAUGGUAUGAUCUAAAAGAUGACAAAAGCAGCUCCUAGUUUCCCUAGUGCCUCCAUGAUCCAAGGACUUGAGUUGGCAUGAAGACCCCCACCGCUGCUGCUGCCAUCCUUCACUGCAAGAUUCCAAGCUCAUCUUCUGCCGGAUGGGCCUUUCAGUGUUUUGCUUUCUUAAGCAAUCAUAGAAUUGUGUUUCUUAAAUCUUCUUUUUCAGUGUGAAACCAAUAGGGGUGGAAAAAUAACCCGAUUGGAUUUUUGAAGGGAAGAUGGACAGAGAUCCACAUCCUGCAUUCACCUUGCAUGCUUCUCUUAGCACUGAAAACCAUAUGCUGCCUUUUAUCUUGACCAAAGAAGCAGGCCUUUUUCACCUUUCUGUUGGGGAUGCAAGCUUCGCUGUCUUGCAAGCUGAUGCUUUCAGCAGAUCAAGAUCAAGAGCUGCCUGAGCUUAUGUCAGGGCAUUAGGUGAAAAGAUACAAGGAGAACAACCUGGAGGGACCAAGUAUUUCUCCCGUGUGAUAAUGGGCAAAUGACCUCCUUUGAAACAAAGGUUUCCAAACAUGAAGAGGGCCAUAGAUGUCUUCAGAGAGGACAAGGACCAGUUAUUUAGAAAGGGAACACACGCUGGCAAAAUUGAUUAAGGUUCUGUCCUAAUUCUCCUACUAGCAGGGCUUUCAAAUGGCAUUCAGUCACCUGGAACAAGAGGAAUAAAAACUGGGGAAGUGCAGUGGCCAAGCAAUUAUUAUUUGCAAUGUUUAUAUUUUUCCCACAUUGAGCGCUGUGCAUUUAGCUGAUACUCCAAGAUGGGAGUGUCUCAUCCCAACUUUUUGCAUGUUGUUUGGUGCCUUCUUGCAUUCUAGUCUGUGAUUUGGUGUGAGGAGUGAAAGCCUCCUGUUACACCAAGUUCUAGGACAGUGUGCAUGCUGAAGUAAGGAAAUUUGGAUUCUGUGCUCCAAAUCGGAUUUACAGAACCUGUCUACCUAUAUAUAAUGACUUGCAUGGUUUGCAUUUUGAUUACUUCCAAUCUACUUUGUAUGGUGAGGAGAAAGAUAGAUACAGAAACUGUGAGGAUAUAAUGCUUCAAGGAGCAACAAAAAUCACAAGAAAUGAGAUAGCCAGAAAAGGCCUGUGCUGAUUUCCAAACAUGAACUAUAGGCAUGAUUUUCCUUAACUAGCAUGAACAAAUUUUUAAGAUGAGCUUCUGGGCUUUCCACAUAUGUAAACUAAAGAAUUUUAACUCUCCUUUUUUCACUGAACAAUCACUGUUUGCAAAUUUGCAAUGCUGUGCCCUACAGUGCCACUUUGGCAGGGAUGGCAAUUGAAUCGAUCCCUCUUCAAAAGGAAGACAACCGCACGGUCACCAUUUUUGCACCAGUCAUCCAACCAUUCUCCUCUGGUAGGGAGCACGCUCCUGACAUGAGUUGGCAGCUGCACUGGGGUUGGUUUUAUGGAGGUUUGUUUUUUGUGGUGGUGUUAUGAGAAAGAAGGUACUGUUUUAGUGAUUUAAAAAAUCAUGCUCAUAGCCCUGGGAAGGCCGAUCCCAGUGGAUGCCUCAUGGUGGCGGUUGAUUUCUUCUCCUCCUCCUGAUCUUACAAUGGGCAGGAUCUGGAGAGCAAGAAAAGGCGGGAUGUGCUCCUGGACUUCCCAGCUUAGCGCAAUAAAGCAUUUCCUUGCUGUGCUACCCGACGUUCCACAGUCGGGCCACUGAGCAAAUUCUUUUCCGACUGCCCCACACACACCCCGCCAAGUUCCCAGUCCCUCUCCAUGCAUUUCUAUUCACACCCUGUUGCUCUCACAUCUCUGAAAUAAACCUAAGAUCACUAUUUGUAAUUUAUAGAUAGAUUUUUUUUAAUGCCUUAUAUCUCUUUGUACAACCAUAGCAAAUGGAUCUGACACAACAGAUACGCCUCUCCACUGGGUCUGGUGGUGCUGCCUCCACAAGAUUGCUGGCAGUCUGCCUGUGGGGGGCUGAAUCACCUGCUGCCUUCCAUGCCAAACCAAGGUUUCAGCUUGCUGCCUUCCUCAAGCAGGCUUUACCAUGCAAGUGUGUUUCUGGCCCUUUGUGCCUCUCAUGGCCACUGCUGUAAUUUGUUGUAGCAAAUAAAGAGAAGAGGAAAAUGUGA